AAGUACCCGGAUGAGUGACAGGAAGAGCUGCGCAGACGUGCAGCAGAAACAAACACACAUCAGCCGACAGUCAAGAGCGCGGUUGCCUGUUCAUCCGAAUUUAACCACCUGCCCUAUCGAUCCCGUCGUUGAGUGGCUGCGAGGCCUGCAGGGGUUCGAGUGGAUCUUCAUGCUCUCGGUCAGCGGGAUCUCAUGGAUGACGGACAGUGGCAGAGCGACGGCCCAGUGAGGCGGGGAGGAGUAGCUGACCCCGACCUCCUAAACGACUCUGACUCCAGCCGCAGCCCGGACGAGAACCAGAACCGACUAGUGGAGGAAGCGGAGGAGGUCGAACAAGGGCCCUGUGGUGGACAGAGACCCCUCCGGCAGGAUAAUACUAACAACAACGGUGAUGACGAAGAUUAUGACUGCUCCAAGGUGGAGGACGAAGAAGAUGAGGAGGAGGAGGAGGAGGAAGAGGUGGAUAGUAACAGUGGGGAAUACUCUCCAGAGCUGGAUGGACAUAUUCGAGACUCACCAACACCCAGCCCCAGCCCCACAGUGUCAGUGGGUCUUGUGAGCCCUGAAGGGACGCCUCGUGGCGAUGCUGGAUCACCCCAGGGCUUCGCUCGCUCCCUGGUGGUAUCUCUGCAGGAGCUGAAGGAGCAGGGAGACCACCCUCUUCUGCCACAGUGCCUCCAUCAGAUUGCAGAGUCAUAUAUGCGUGAGGAGGACUAUGAGAGAGCAGUCAGGUUCAUACAGUUGGAGAGACUCUAUCACGAACGUCUGCUGUCCAACCUCGCCGCCCUACAGCAGCAGUGGGAGAGGAGACAGAGUUUGGUUGGCCAGUGUCAGGAUGGUCGAGAAGACAGAGACACUGACCUGGAUGCUGAACACCUGGAGAAAGUGAGACACAUCUGCAGAACGCACAGACAACCUGCAUGGAGCGUUGAGAAGUGCGAGCGGUCCAAAGUGCAAAGGAACAGUGUGAUCAGAGAAACACAGGGAGGAGAGCAAAACCUCAACACGCAGGAGCUUUCAUGCAGCUCAGGGAAGGUUAUGGAGGAUCAGAGUACAUCUGAGGCACAACAGGAAGUCAUCCAGCAUGAAGAUUGUAGCAGCUCCGCCCCACAAUCCCACCAGAGCGAACAGCAGCAUGACCCCUCCUCCUCCUCGGCUGUGACGGACAGCUCCUCCUCUCCAGCCUGUGAGGAUGCAGGAGCAGAAGAGGAAAGCGUAAGCGUGGCAGCUUCCCACAGGGAUGCAUCACCAGAGCCCCAGUCACCAAUGGACACCGCUCUAUCAGGCAACGUGGAGGCCCAGCCGGUGAUGGAGGGAACGGGGGACACUGUGGAUACGGGGCAGGAUGUGGUGGAGUCCAUCCCUCACGCUAAGCAGGAAGAUGGAGGGGAGGUAGAGGAGGCUUUGAAGCUGGAGGAAGGAGGAGCAGAUCAGUUGCCUCUGGAGCAGGAAGCUCCUGAGAAAACAGCAGAGUUGGAGCUAGAGGAGAACGGGAACGGGAACGGGGUGGAGUUGCUGGACAUUAUGAAUGUGUCCAUGCUGGAUGACAUGGCCAAACGCAUACAGGUGGAAGAGAUCACUCCAGCUGCUGGUCUUGUGUCUAUCUUGAAGAGAAGAGUCUCUCUGGAAGGAGCCAACAGCUCUGUCCCUGCCGCCCCUAAACCCGUCUCUAAACGCAAAGUCCGUUUCCGAGAGCCUGACGAGGGCCUGGACCACGAUGAGGUGGGCGGAGACUCCUGGCUGCUCCUCCUCUUGUUGUGCUUGGCUACCGUGGUGAUCAGUGUGGGCGGGACUGCGCUCUACUGCACUUUCGGAGACGCCCAAUCCAGUGUGUGCACAGACUUUUCCCAUAACAUGGACUUCUACAUCGGACGGGUGCAGAGGGGCGUGGAUGAGCUCAAACACUGGCUGUCCCCGAGCUCAUAGCAGGACGGGACGACUCGUUUUCUUCUCCGUUUCUUCUUCUCGGUAGCCUCCGUGAUCUUUAAUGCUGAGAUAUCCUCCUACGUAGGCCUUUGCUGGGUCCCGCUGUCACAGAUGAAGCCCAAACGAGCCCGUCUGUCAGGUCCUAAAGGGGAUGUCCGGCCCCUGGAAGCCACAGCAAACCACUUUGGCCAGUUUUUGACUCAAGUAGCCCACUGUUUACUGCCAUCAACUGAACCUCAAGUGAAGAGACUUUAUUUUUAGAGUCUUAAAUCGAAAUCUUAAUACUUGGUUGACAGACUUUUGUCUUUUAUUCAAUGGAAAAGUGAAUGAUCAUCAUGGUACUUAAGAUAUAAUAAUGAACAUAAUCAUCUGUAGCCUGGACGUAGCAUUUUCCUGUGAUGGACUUUGAUGGAUUUAAGGAAAGAUGUUUAUAGGUACAGCAAAGCAAUACAUGUAUAUUGAGGAAUUACAGAUAUAGAUAUAGAUAUAGAUAUAUAGAUAAAGUCAGCAAAGAGGCAAAUCUCGGUUAUCAUGGUUACCCAUUUAUUAAUACGGGUGGGGGAUUAUUUUCCAGUAGAUUCUGCAAUAUUUUGAUCAUUAAUAAAAAGUUAAAUCACUGAAGAUAAUCAAUAUAUUUUCUUUCAAAUAAAUCUGAUACAUUACAUACAGUUGACAGUGUCAUACACCAUCCAUCAGACUGAAUUUCCUUUGUAUGUUUUAAUUAUUAUUAUUUUAUGUAAUUAUUAUUAUUAUUAUCAUUACUGAAUUACUGGAAAAAAUGAUGAUAAUUUUAUGACUAAUAAAUAUCUAAAUUUAUCAUUUUAAAGUACAAGUAAAACAGCUGUGUGUAUUUUAUAUAUAUAUAUAUAUAUAUAUAUGAUAAUAUUUAUAUAAAUUGCACACAAUUUAAUAUAGUGAUUUUGUUUUUGUUUUUGUUUUUUUUUUUUGUAAAUUAGCCAAAUCUAUUAAAUAUGUCAUUUUCCACAUAGAAAUGAAUUGGUAACUAUGCUAACCAGGAUUUGUUUUCCCCUAAACCAGGCCUCCAGUGUAUAACCGUAUUUAGCAAUGGGAAGUUUUUAAGAUGAAAGUGGUACUAGAACGAGAAUGUCAUAUGAUUUUAAUAUAAUUUGCUCAGGCAUGUCUCUUGUUAAUAAUCUUAACAGUUAUUGUAAUCAUGAUUUUUCUUUUUGUUAUAAAACCAUGACCUCCUGUGUUAAAUAAGUCACAUUUAUUCUUAUUUGGUUAUUGUUAUCAUAAGUGCACCCUGUGUUUAUUCUACCGAAUCGGUGUCUUGAACUUCUUUUACGUUUCCUUCUGAAGCACAGUCUUACUAUGGUAAUGUCAACAUAAGUCUGCAGUAAAUGAAGUUAACGUGUAGAUUUAACACAUAGAUGUCAGUUUGCUGUGCUCUGCUCAAGUGCAUGAACGUACUUGGCGAGAACUGUAAAAGUUUAUUUUGUGUUCUCUGUUUUUUAUUUGUAUGUUGUCUGGCUGGUUCAGAUGACCGUUGAAUGUCUUUAUUGUGUGAGUUUUCAGUAUUUAUUUAAUGCAAAGCGAAGUCUUUUAGAAUCACACGUUCUGGUGCAUGCACUCUUUUACUGUCUGUACAGAGACAAUUUGAGACUUUGGAACGUAUAUUUGUUUUACUUCAUUUUGAUUUUGUGUAUAUAUCAUGUGAUGAUUGCUGUAUUUCUUAAUUGUAUGGUUCAAAUCUCUUUAGUAAUUGUCUCGGGGGGAAAUUUCUAAAGGAAAAUGCAAUGAGAUGUCUUUGACCAAAAAUGCCUGGUGAAUAAAUCUUAUUGUUGGGA
Onychostoma macrolepis is the source of this 3734-nucleotide messenger RNA. RefSeq names its product consortin, connexin sorting protein a (gene cnsta). Gene Ontology annotation, biological process: positive regulation of Golgi to plasma membrane protein transport. Bases 193 to 1926 code for a protein of 577 amino acids. Gene Ontology annotation, cellular component: trans-Golgi network; transport vesicle; plasma membrane. The transcript has 11 exons. The record is from RefSeq and is a predicted model, not a curated record. Gene Ontology annotation, molecular function: connexin binding. Lineage: Eukaryota; Metazoa; Chordata; Actinopteri; Cypriniformes; Cyprinidae.